GGCACUACUAGUGCUUUCAAAAUCCCAAUCGGCCAUUGUUGAAGGCGAUUCCAUUUAAUACUUUCUUGAAUUUUUCGUUUUUUAUAAUAGUUUACUUGGAAAUAAAUAAUUUUUAUUCUUAAAACUCAGUGCCCGAUAUUCCGUAAGCCAUAACUGAGGCUUAUUUAACCUUAAGAGUUCAUAUUUUCAAAACCUAAAUGCGUUCAAAAUGUCACGCGAAGUGAGCAUCAGAUUCGAGAACACCAUACCAUGCACGAAAUAAAUGUGGUUUUCUUUUAAAUAAGUGAUUGUUGACUGUGAAAAGAAGUUUCUGUACACGUCGUAAGGAAGCGCAGUUACGCGGGCGAAGGCUUCAAAGUUACCGGUAUCAUUAUGGUGGACUGAGAAAGUGUUUAUUAGUGGAAUACUAUUGGAUACAUGUUGUAAACAGUGCCGUGACGGCUCCGCACACGAUGUCUGGCGGUUCGCAGCACAAUCCAAACGGCCGGCAAUCUCAACUGGGCCCCGGCUGGAGCCCCUUGCAGUUACAGGUGGCGAAUUUCCUGGCGCGUGCCCCCCAGGCCCACAUGGCGUCUGACCGUGGUGUAACGUGGCACACGCCCACCCCGCCGCCACACCUCUACCACGUGCCAGCGCCUUCACCGCCGGACCCCUUGCAGGGUCUAUUGCAAUUGCAGGCGAUGAAGAACGCCGCAGGGAACUCUGUGUUCAGACACACUGCGACCCCACCAGAGUUGUAUCGGCACACACCCACACCGCCAGACAAACAUCUGUUAAGGCACACUCCUUCGCCUGGUGACGUCAAAGCAGGCGCGGCACUCCCUCCUGGCGAUCUAUAUCCACAUUUGGGACCAGGCCGAGACAAACUGCGGCCCGAGGAGUUGAUGUACGCGCGCGUGGGCGUGGACCUGUCGGUGUCGGGGCGGUCGGGCGCGGGGGCCAACGGCGCGGCGUGCCCCGCGGCGGCGCCGUCCCCGGGCGCGGGCGGGCCGGGCGGGGCGGGCCCCGCGCUGUCCGUGCGCGACGCGCCCACCAUCAACAGCCUGAUCGCGCGCGCGGCGCCCCACGCGCGGCCGCCGCACGCGCGCGUCGACGCGCUGCUCGAGCGGCUCGUGCCGUCGCCCGUGUCGCCGCACUCCGUCAUCGUGCACUCGCGCGCCGCGCCCACGCCCUCGCCGCCCUCGUCCAAUGAGGACUCCACAGAUUCAUGUGGAGCACCACCUGGUUCCAAAAGAAAAAGAAAGCCAGAAAGAACGCUACGUGUACCAACAGUUCCACUCAUAACUCCUCCGGUGGGGCUGGCGGCGGGCCCCUCCCCCGAGGCGUCGAGCCCCGCCCCCGCGCCCGCGCCCGCCGCCCCGCCCGCGCCCGCCACCGCCGCCUCGCCCUCGCCCGCGGCCCGCCUCGCCUCGCCCGCGCCCUCCGCCACGCCCCUCGAGAACGGGGAAGCCCCGCACGCGCAGCACAACGGUCCGCAACGACACUCGCCGCCGCCGGCCUCGCAGCAACUGCAGCUACAACAUCCCCAGCGAGAACCCCAGCCGGAGGACCCGCAACCGGAUCGUCCUCCGUCCCGAAGAAAAACACGAUCGGGCUCCGCGGAAACGAUAGACGAUAUCGCAGCUAUGAUCGCGAGUACGACGCGAUCGGAACCCGAGCCUGCGCCGCCGGCGCUGCCUCCAGAGGUGGCGGCCGUCCCGCCCCUGGAACAGGAAGCGCCGGUGACUAUUGACAAAUUGAAAAGCGUUCUCGCGAGCCCUGAGCCCGCCAAACCUGAAAUUGAACCGGAGGUGCGUAAAUCUCCACCGAAAAGCGAGGAAAAACCUUCGGAAACCCCUCCCGCUGUGGAAGCGGCGGCAGCUCCGCGAAGACGAAGCGCCCGCACGUCUAACUCCGAAUCUACCAAUGUACCUGUUGAAUCUCCUUCCGAGGCGAAACCGGCCGAGCCCGAGACGAGCGGUGCUCGAAGUGCGGAGCCUACCGCCGCGAGUUUCGUCGAAGUCGAAAACCAGCUAGAAAAAAUGUUCGCCGGCCUAGAAGAAGCGCCUGCAGGCAACGAUAACAAUGGAACGGAAAGCGCUCCUGAUAGUUCCCGAAAACCACAAACGGCUAAAGCGAGAAAACGCAGAAAAUCUGCGCCGGCAAAGGGCGAGAGGAAAGCGUCCAGACGGUUAAGUCGAGCAUCCACAGUGGACGAUGGACCGAGAAGAAAGAUACCAAGAAAGAAAAUCAAUUCAGGAAAGGGCAAGAAAGGCAAAGAACCUGUAAAAGAUGCCUAUGAUUCUGGCAGCAAUGCGAGCUCUAGCCGAUCGAGGGGGCCAUACAUACAGAUACGAGGUCCCCGGGAUUCGCCGCUGUCCGUGUCGGUUAUCAACGCGUCGACCGGCGAGGACGACAGUGAAAUGCCGACGCACAGACGCAAAAAUGGCGAGGAGUUCCGUAACGGCCUGCGCGCGCGCGGUCUGCACGCGAGCACGCUGGGGCUGCGGUACGACGCGAGCACGGCCGACGUCACGUGGCGCUGCGUGUUCUGCGAGCGCGGGCCCCACGCCGCCGCCCCCGUCGCCCCGCUCGGGGACCUCUUCGGGCCCUACGCCGUCUCCACCGACUGCGACGAGUACAGGGCGCUGGACGAGUCGGUGCGGCGCGGCGUGGGCGGCGGCGGCAGCGCGGAGGUGUGGUUCCACGAGGCGUGCGGCGUGUGGGCGCCCGGCGUGGUGGCGGCCGGCGCGCGCGUGUGGGGGCUCCCCGCCGCCGUGUGGGGCGCGCGCGGGGCCAGCUGCGCGCGCUGCGCCCGCCCCGGGGCCGCGCUCGCCUGCUCGGCGCGGGCCUGCCCCGCACGCGCACACCUGCCCUGCGCGCCCGCCGCCGGCUGGAGACUAGACCCCGCGGCCUUCCGCGCGCUCUGUCCCCGACACGCGCCCGCCUAG
Achroia grisella is the source of this 2930-nucleotide messenger RNA. Its product is annotated as nascent polypeptide-associated complex subunit alpha, muscle-specific form-like. The transcript is spliced from 10 exons. Gene Ontology annotation, cellular component: nucleus. Gene Ontology annotation, biological process: regulation of transcription by RNA polymerase II. Lineage: Eukaryota; Metazoa; Arthropoda; Insecta; Lepidoptera; Pyralidae. The record is from RefSeq and is a predicted model, not a curated record. Bases 453 to 2930 code for a protein of 825 amino acids.